CCAGGCACGGGACCAGACGGCUUCAGUCGCCUGCAGGCCUGGGCGGGACUCCAGGUGAGCUCUCCCCUGCGCUCAAAACGCGUCGCUGGCGGUGGCCAUGCGUCCACCUGGCCGACCACUGGCUAUGGAGCCUCGCGCCAGGGGCGCCGCGAACACUACGGGGAGCAGAGAAGGCCGCAGCCCUCCCCUUCCGGCGGGCUCCAGCGCCCGGCAGCUCCUGGCGCGGCUGGACGCGCGCCCCCUAGCGGCCCGAGCUGCAGCCGACGUGGCGGCGCUGGUACGCAGGACCGGCGCCACAUUGCGCCUGCGCCCCAGGGAGGCCGUUAGCUUAUUGGACUCUGCAGACAUAGAGGUCACAGACAGUCGCCUGCCUCAUGCCACUGUUGUGGAACGCCCGUCCCAGCAUCGUCGGUCAGAGAAUCUGGGUACGUUUACAGCGCCUCCCCGAGUGACCCCGGGUAAAGCACGUUUUGCUUCAAAGCCGCCCCAGGCCUCUGGUCGGUUCUGUGUGGAUCUGGUCCGCGAUUCCGUAGGUUUUGGCCUCACCUUAAGUGGGGGCCGAGAUGCUGCUGGGGACGCUCCACUGGCAGUGCGCGGGCUGCUAAAGGACGGGCCAGCACAGCGCUGCGGUCGUUUGCAGGCCGGCGACCUCGUGCUCCAAAUUAACGGAGAGUCAGCGCAGGGCCUCACCCAUGCCCAGGUCGUGGAGCGGAUCUGCGCUGGAGGACCCCGGCUUCACCUUGUGCUCCACCGGCCUCUUGAGACCCACCCUGAUCGCAGCCCAGAUCCUAGGGGGCUGGAGUUGAUGAGGUCUGGCAGCGGCAACAAUUCCCCAGUUCAGCACCCUCCAUCCCAUACAAAGCUCAAGACCCAGGGCAGCCCGGAGCCUGGUCCAGAGGCUGCGGCGGACAGCACCGCCAUUCUUCUUCCUGAGCGCCACACGGAGGACCCCAACGACCGUAUCCCCGGUUCCCCGGGGCCCUGGCUGGUGCCGAGCGAGGAACAGCUCUCGCGGGCCCUUGGGGUCCCGAGGGCUGCGCAGCUUGCUCAGGAGAUGGCAGCGGGAAGGCGGAGGCACUGAGCAUACAUCAGACGACUCCAUUCUCACUGGGUACGGCCCGACCUGGAUCUUUCGUGCCUCUCCAGCCUCUUCGCACUAUCAUCGCCCCAAGAGCUUCCAUUUGGUGUGAUCCCCCCUCCCGCUGCACAGUCGAUUGGCCCACACUCAACUCGCGGCGUCAGUGGUGCGGCCCUCCCAGACCCGCCAGCCCAGCGCUUGUUGGUUCAGGCGGGAGAGGUAAUAAAAC
Cynocephalus volans (Philippine flying lemur) is the source of this 1307-nucleotide messenger RNA. It is a transcript of the gene MAGIX, whose product is annotated as MAGI family member, X-linked. The record is from RefSeq and is a predicted model, not a curated record. The coding region runs from base 98 to 1081 and encodes 327 amino acids. Gene Ontology annotation, molecular function: protein binding. The transcript has 6 exons. Lineage: Eukaryota; Metazoa; Chordata; Mammalia; Dermoptera; Cynocephalidae.